Lutzomyia longipalpis is the source of this 3203-nucleotide messenger RNA. RefSeq names its product zinc finger protein 91-like. The record is from RefSeq and is a predicted model, not a curated record. The coding region runs from base 85 to 3120 and encodes 1011 amino acids. Gene Ontology annotation, cellular component: nucleus. The transcript is spliced from 12 exons. Gene Ontology annotation, biological process: regulation of transcription by RNA polymerase II. Gene Ontology annotation, molecular function: RNA polymerase II cis-regulatory region sequence-specific DNA binding; zinc ion binding; DNA-binding transcription activator activity, RNA polymerase II-specific. NCBI's taxonomy places the organism in Eukaryota, Metazoa, Arthropoda, Insecta, Diptera, Psychodidae.
AGAAAGAAACUUUUCAACUUCAACGUCAAUGAUGGUCAAGUUGAGUGAUUUUCUUUGGUUUAUUAGUGAAAAAUAGCAUUUAAAAUGUUAGAAAAGUGGCAAAAUUGGUGUCGUUUGUGUGCAAAAUGUGAUUUUGAUGAAAGUGAUGCAUUAAGUAAAAUGGAACCAAUUGCAGAUCAAUUGGAAAUUGUUAAUAAGUUUUUCAUGAUUUCGCUUCUACCCUUUGAGAACAUGGAACCACUAAUCUGUGGGCAAUGCUCUAUAUUCCUGAGCAAACUUAUUGACUUUAGAGAUCGUUGCCUGAAAGCAGAGCAAAUGUUUAACGAACUAAUUACAAUGGAAAAUGUUAAAACUUCCGAUCUUCAGUCUGUUCGGUACAAAUUUGGAAUUGAUGACGAUGAGAUUAAAUACAGUGCAGUUUUGGCUGAAACUGAAAUUCAGGAACCGGCAAUACCAUUUUUAACUGACAUGGAUGAUAGUAUUGAUCCACUUGAGCAGAAAAAUAAUAGUCCGAUGGUUGUGAAAGAGGAAGACAAUAAUGUUUUAAAUUCUCCCCAACAUACAAAGAAACGUAAAAGAAGAAAAGAAUGCACCAAAAGCAGAAAAUCAGAAUCUCCUAAAUUCGUAGAUGAAAAUUCUCUCGAUAAUUCAAAUGAAGGUGAAAAUGAAUCUAAAGAGAUCGAAGUUAAAGAAGAGCCAGAUGGAUCAUUGCAAGAGUUGCAAGAGGAUAGUAAUAAAAAUGAAGCAAAAGAUGAAGGGCAAAGUCGGAAGCAUGUGUGCGAAAUCUGCUCGAAAACUUACAUAAAAUUGCGUUACUUGGAGAAGCAUAUUCAAAAAUCGCACAUUAAUCAAAAUAGUUCAAAUGCAAGGAAGCAUAUGUGCUCCCAAUGUUCAAAAUGCUUCCGUUCUGUGAUGGUCCUGAAGAGGCAUGAGAAAAUUCAUCUGUCAGAAGCUGAGAGAAAUAUCUACCAAUGCCCAUAUUGUGAUCGAAAGUGUUCACAAAAGGGAAAUCUCAAUACACACAUCCGUGCAAUUCACUACCGCGAAAAGCCAUUUAUUUGCGAAGAAUGCGGUAAAUCUUUCGUCACAAAAGGUGCUUUGGUUGAACAUCAAAUUAGUCACAGCGAGGAGCGCACAUUUGAAUGUCCGUUCUGCCUUAAAAUGUUCAAGAAUCAACCGCAACUCAAAAGACACGAACAAAUACACAAAGAAGGCACAUAUGAGUGUCCACAUUGUGGUGUAAAGCGCAAAACUAAGGACAGUCUCAAAUACCACAUGUUGGUACAUUCGGAUGUUAGAAGAUACAAAUGCCAGUACUGUGAAAUGGAAUUCAAACGUUCCAAGAAUCUCAAGUUCCAUCUCAUCAUGCACACCGGUCAGCAACCGUAUAAAUGCAGAUUUUGUGAUCUCACAUUCACAUAUUGUUCAAAUCGGAAGAAACACGAAAGGGCAUCACAUACAUUCAAAUUAGCAGCUUGGGAGGCUUCAGGAGAGAAAACAGAAGUAACACUUCUUCCCAGGUUGGAAGAUUUGCAAAAAUUGCAACCUUUGCAAUCAGAUAGAAAGAAAAAUAUGCAAACAAAUUGGCAAAGUUGGUGCAGAUUGUGUGCUAAAAGAGAUUUCACAGACGGGGAUGCAGUUUAUAAAAUGGAAACACUGAAAGAUCAAUUGGAAGUUGUCAGCAAGUACCUUCUAAUUUCGCUUGUCCCUCUUGAGGGUAUCCAAUCGUCUAUAUGUGGUGAAUGUUCUAGCUUCCUUACAAAGGUAGAACACUUCAGUGAUCAAUGCGUGAGAACAGAUCAAAUGUUUAAUGAACUCCUUAAGGCUGAAAAUAUCUCGGACGAUGAUCUCGAAUCCAUUCGUUUCAAAUACGGAAUCGACGCUGAAGAAAUUAAAUAUAGCAUAAUUCUUACUGAGUUUGAAAAUGAUAGAGACAAAAAGGAAAUCGUUCCUCCUUUAGAUACAUUUUCUGACCCUCUGGAAGUGGACUUGAAGGAACCCGUCUCAGAAGAACCUCUGAAGCCUUCAAAAAAACGCGGCCGACCUAAAAAGUUGGAAAAGGAUAAAGAAGAAAUUAGUUUCACAGGCUCAUGUUCUGAUCGUGAAAUAGACAGUGAUAAAUCUAUUUCUAACGAAGAACCAGAAGAACCGAUAACAACUCGUAGGAAACGUGGAAGACCAAAGAAAUCAGAGAAAGUUGAAAACUCUCUUCAGUUAAACGAAAAACCAGAAGAGCCAACAAGCUAUUGUUCUGAAAAUGAACCAGAAGACACACAAAGUGAUGAAGAUUCUCAAGGGGAAAGCAAUAGGACAAGCAGCGAAAAAGAUAAGCCAAGAUCAUGUGAGAUCUGUUCUAAAACAUUUUCUCGCUGGGCCUCAAUGAGGAGGCAUAUUGUUGAAACUCAUAAAAUGGGUGAACUACCCUAUGCGUGUUCCCAAUGUCCAAGGCGCUUCUACACAAAAUCAAAAAUGAAACUGCACGAAACUGUCCAUUUGCCAGAUGAAGUCAAGAAGAUCCAUCCAUGCCCGCAGUGCGGAAAGAAGUUCAGAACAGUUGAAAAUAUGAAAGCUCAUGCAUUUUUCAUGCACAACAGCAAUGAAAAGUACAUUUGCGAAGAAUGCGGCAAGUCCUUUGCAAGAAAAGGCAGUCUCACCGUCCAUCGGGUCACGCACAGUCUCGAUCGACCAUUCAAGUGUACCAUGUGCCCAAAAACCUUCAAAGAUCGUCCAACAUUUAAACUCCACACAGAAAUACAUCGUGGCAAGAGAUUCAAAUGUCCCCACUGCGAUGUGAUGGCCAAUAGCAAGAACAGCCUUAGAGGACACAUGGUUAUGCAUUCAGAUGUAAAGAAAUACAAAUGCAACUACUGCGGCAAUGAGUACAAACGAGCUAAUGCCCUUAAAAAUCAUCUAAUACUUCACACCGGUGCACGACCUUUUGAAUGUGAAUUUUGUGGUAAAACAUUCAACAAUGGCUCAAACUGCAGGAAUCACAAAAAGAAAGAGCAUCCAAUUGAAUUAGCAGCUGUGGAUGCUUCGAAAAUUCCAAGGAGGGUAGCCUACAUUCCAAAAGAGGAACAACCCCCGCAUGAACCACAGGAACCACCUAAAACUGACUGAAAGUCUUGGAAGGCUUCACAGAGACGAAGUGAUAAACACAAUGAAUGAAAUUUUAAAAGAAAAAUAAAAUUAACGAUACUGAA